AGCCUGGGCACUGACACCGAGGAACGGCUGGUGGAGCAUCUCCUGGACCCGUCACGGUACAACAAACUGAUCCGUCCGGCCACUAACGGCUCGGAGCUGGUCACCGUGCAGCUGAUGGUAUCGCUGGCCCAGCUCAUCAGUGUGCACGAGAGAGAGCAGAUCAUGACCACGAACGUGUGGCUGACGCAGGAAUGGGAAGACUAUCGCCUCACGUGGAACCCAGAGGAGUUUGACGACAUGAAGAAGGUGCGGCUGCCAUCCAAGCACAUCUGGCUCCCAGAUGUUGUGCUCUACAACAAUGCCGACGGGAUGUACGAGGUGUCCUUCUACUCCAACGCGGUGGUGUCCUACGACGGCAGCAUCUUCUGGCUGCCGCCAGCCAUUUACAAGAGUGCCUGCAAGAUCGAAGUGAAGCACUUCCCCUUCGACCAGCAGAACUGCACCAUGAAGUUCCGCUCGUGGACCUACGACCGCACCGAGAUCGACCUCGUGCUGAGGAGCGAGGUGGCCAGCCUGGACGACUUCACGCCCAGCGGCGAGUGGGACAUCAUCGCCCUGCCGGGCCGGCGCAACGAGAACCCCAACGACUCCACCUACGUGGACAUCACCUACGACUUCAUCAUCCGCCGGAAGCCCCUGUUCUACACCAUCAACCUCAUCAUCCCCUGCAUCCUCAUCACUUCCUUGGCCAUCCUGGUCUUCUACUUGCCCUCCGACUGCGGGGAGAAGAUGACCCUCUGCAUCUCGGUCCUGCUGGCCCUCACCGUCUUCCUGCUGCUCAUCUCCAAAAUCGUGCCGCCCACCUCGCUGGACGUGCCGCUGGUGGGCAAGUACCUGAUGUUCACCAUGGUCUUGGUGACCUUCUCCAUCGUCACCAGCGUCUGCGUCCUCAACGUCCACCACCGCUCGCCCACCACCCACACCAUGCCACCCUGGGUCAAGGUGGUCUUCCUCGACAAACUGCCGACCCUCCUCUUCAUGAAGCAGCCCCGGCAGCACUGCGCCCGCCAGCGGCUGCGUCAGAAGCGCCAGAGCCAGGAACGGACCUCUGGCGGCUACUUCCUACGAGAGGGGGUGCGGUCCUGCACCUGCUACGUCAACCCCGCCACCGUCAAGAAGUUUGGGACGGGGAGCGGUGGCAAUGGGAGUGGCGGCGAAGGAGGAGGAAGGCCCUUUACGGAAACGGCGGAUGGCGUCAACGGUUACCGGGACAGGCCAGGUCAAACGGCGGUGCCGCCGCCGCUACCCGGCCAGUGCUGCUGCGGUCUGGAGGAAGCAGUGGACGGAGUGCGCUUCAUUGCAGACCACAUGAAGAGCGAAGAUGAUGACCAAAGCGUGAGCGAGGACUGGAAGUACGUGGCCAUGGUGAUCGACCGCCUCUUCUUGUGGAUCUUCAUCUUCGUCUGCGUCUUUGGCACCAUCGGGAUGUUCCUGCAGCCGCUCUUCCAAAAUUACGCCACCAACUCCCUCCUGCACAUCAAUCAUGGCGCACCUGGCUCCAAAUAGCGGCAGGGGACGCCUCCUCUUCUCCGCCAACCUGUCCGGAGGAGAAACAGAGGGAGUGUGAAAGAGACACGCACGCACGCACA
Messenger RNA from Elgaria multicarinata webbii, 1589 nucleotides. RefSeq names its product cholinergic receptor nicotinic beta 2 subunit (gene CHRNB2). The record is from RefSeq and is a predicted model, not a curated record. The transcript has 5 exons. The coding region runs from base 115 to 1506 and encodes 463 amino acids. Gene Ontology annotation, cellular component: postsynaptic membrane; neuron projection; plasma membrane. Gene Ontology annotation, biological process: monoatomic ion transmembrane transport; signal transduction; nervous system process. Gene Ontology annotation, molecular function: transmembrane signaling receptor activity; acetylcholine-gated monoatomic cation-selective channel activity. Lineage: Eukaryota; Metazoa; Chordata; Lepidosauria; Squamata; Anguidae.